UCCUGGUUAUUCGUUUAACGUAGAAGCCGGAGAUAUCAUCUCCGGCAUCUUACAUUAUUCACAUUGAAAACUACUUUUAUUUCGUAUUUGGGGGACAUCGAGUAAACCGAGCGUUGGACGGAAUGAUAAGUGUUUUCUAGAAGGUCCUAGAAAAAUAUUUUUUUGGGAUAUAAAAUAUUCAAAAAUUAAUUUAUCAUUAUGAGUGAGACAUCUCAAGAAAAUAGAGAAAAUAGUUCCACUCCUCAAAGGAGAGGGCUUCAACCUGCUUUGGAGUUUCUGCUAGCUGAAAAAAUAAAUACAUUGUUAUGGAUGAUUCGAAUGGGAUCUAUAAUGUUCACAGUAUUGUAUAUGAUUCCUUUGUUUGGAAUUAAUCCUUAUAAUUAUUAUUACAAAGCUUUGAUGAGUAAUGCUGCCACAAGUGCCCUGCGUCUCCAUCAACGCUUGCACAAUGUGAGAUUCAGCUUUACAAGAGAAUUCUUUGCUCAGUUGCUAUUAGAGGAUAGUUGCCACUAUCUCUUUUAUUCUCUUAUUUUUCUCUAUGUAUACCCAAUGACUUUGGUUUUGUUACCAAUAUUUCUUUUUGCUGUGCUACAUUGUUCAAGUUAUUCUUUGACAUUGCUGAAUAAAUUAGUUGGAUUAGAAAACAAUGGAGAUCUUAUAAACUUUUUUGAGAAUGUUGUCAAUAACCAGCAGAAGAACUUUUUUCGAUUGAUUGCAUUCACAGAAAUUUUCCUCAUGCCUUUGACAAUUUUCAUGAUAUUUAGUGGACAGGGAAACAUUCUUACACCUUUUAUUUAUUAUCGAUUUGUAACUCUUCGAUACGCAUCGAGAAGAAAUCCAUACACAAGGGCAAUGUUUCACUUGAUGAAACUCACAAUCGAGACAUUCUGCAACCAUCCGAAAUGUCCCACUGGAAUAAGAGUGCUCUGCUACAAACUGAUGGGAUUUAUUUCAAGACUGGCACCUCUCACUCCUACACAGUAAUAAUUAAAAAUAAGAAUUUGAAAUAUAAUUGAUAAGAAAAAAAAUUCCCAAUUAAAAUGUCCAAUAACAAUUAUAAUUCCAAAAAAAAGGUAGUUUUUUUUAUACAGAAAUAUACUU
Centruroides sculpturatus (bark scorpion) is the source of this 1101-nucleotide messenger RNA. RefSeq names its product transmembrane protein 33-like. NCBI's taxonomy places the organism in Eukaryota, Metazoa, Arthropoda, Arachnida, Scorpiones, Buthidae. Gene Ontology annotation, biological process: membrane organization; endoplasmic reticulum tubular network organization. Gene Ontology annotation, cellular component: membrane; endoplasmic reticulum. The record is from RefSeq and is a predicted model, not a curated record. The transcript has 9 exons. The coding region runs from base 199 to 984 and encodes 261 amino acids.